Doryrhamphus excisus (bluestripe pipefish) is the source of this 1684-nucleotide messenger RNA. RefSeq names its product cyclic AMP-dependent transcription factor ATF-1-like. Gene Ontology annotation, cellular component: ATF4-CREB1 transcription factor complex; nucleus. Gene Ontology annotation, biological process: regulation of transcription by RNA polymerase II. The record is from RefSeq and is a predicted model, not a curated record. Gene Ontology annotation, molecular function: RNA polymerase II cis-regulatory region sequence-specific DNA binding; DNA-binding transcription factor activity, RNA polymerase II-specific. NCBI's taxonomy places the organism in Eukaryota, Metazoa, Chordata, Actinopteri, Syngnathiformes, Syngnathidae.
CUAUACAAAUACAUUGCAGACACUGUUUCCCCCCCGCCCCCCCAUUUUGAGGAACACGCCGGUUGUAGUGAAGCAUAUACGUGAUCCGUGUGCUUUGCAGCCCGGCCGGCCACGAUCUCCCCAGGGAACCUUCAGCUGACACCCACCAACUCCACCCAUGGAUCCUCCUCAGUCUCACAAUUUAAACACUGAGGGGACGCAGACACUAACAGCGAUGACCACGAUCAACCCGCAGACUCUUGCACCUGAAUCCAAUGCCUUUGGUUACUAUCAAAAUAUGUGGAAUCACCCAAACAACUAUUUCCCUACACUUCAAGGAGGUCCAUUCUGCUAUCAGAAUGAGGGAGCGCAGACCGUGGCAACCAUGGCGAUGACGAGUACACAGCCAACUCAGCCUCUUCCCAUUCCAUACUGCACAGAGAGGCAGGAUAACCUGCAGAUGCAGUUCACUCAACCGCUGGCAGGUGACAUGGCAGCCACUCAGCUUCAAUACGCCAACUCCAUCCUUCCUCAAGGUGUGGCACAGGGCAGUGUUCCUCGAAACCAGUCCGAGCGUAGCUUGAUGAAGAACAGGGAGGCGGCUCGGGAAUAUCGUAGGAGGAGAAAGGCCUACGUACAAGGCCUGGAGGAGCGCGUGGCCAAGCUUGAAAACCAAAAUAAAGCCCUGAAGGAGGAGCUUAAAACCUGGAAGGAAAUGUGCCAGCAUAAAGUCCCUUGAUUAUGCUGACGGAGGAGGGCGUGUGUUUGGAGAUACAGUCGUCCCUCGCACUAUUGCGGUUCGAUUAUUGCUCCCUCACUAUAUCACGUUUUUUCCCCCAAAAAAUAAUGAAUAAAGUAGACUGUGGUCUAUUAUUCAAAACAUAUAGAACAAGUGAUAUGUAGUAUUCCGGUCAAAACAUUGACACUACCUUGAGUGAAAGUUCUCCUCACAUUUUGUGUGGAAGUGGUAGGCUUUUUUGGCUUAAGUUUAGAAUAAAUAUAUUUGAGACUAACAUGGUUAGCCCACUUCAAGUUCUAAACAGGUUUUCUAUGCUUUAAUGAAGAAAAUAUUCCAUUCAUUUAUAUUGAAAAGCGGAAAUUAUUUUAUCAUGGUGGGGUCUGGAACCAGUUAACCGCCAUAAACGAGGGACGACUGUACUGUAGAGUUCACUUUAUCCACCUUUUUCAAAGAAUGCUGCUAUUGGAGGAUCCCACGGAAAGAAACCGAGAGGGAGGAGCUUGCUUAAGACUUCCUUGUUAGAACAAAAUGUAAAUACAAUUAUUAUAGUGCUAGUUAUCACCGUUUUAUCCGUUUGCUUGGACAAUAGAAAGAGUGAACAUUUUGAAACAGGAACAUUCUGUGACCUUGACCAACAACUCCCAGUGCCACAGGUCUUGGGAACGCCAGCAGUGACCUUACAGAUGUUCCAGAUGUUCCUGUUCAUCAUGCAAAAUGUGCCAAUACAAGAACACAUGCACAAAAAAGUAAUUACUCUCACAUACACACACACACACACACACACACACAUAGACGAACAAGCACAGCUCGUGCAACUGCUUGCUCCCCCCUCCCUUUAGAGUUGCACGACAAUGUAUUAGGGACCUCCUAAAGAAAAUAAAUAGAGAGGAGCAUGAAUGGCAUAUUCAGAGUAGAGCUGCAUGUCACUGGGUAUGUGUCAUUCUCCUCGCUGCGAGAAACUUUGAA